AUGAGCGACAAUCGAACGAAAUCGAAAACGAACAGUUAUAAAACGACAUCUCCGCUGGAAUUAUGUCACCAAUCAAACAAGAUGUCUAAGGACAAGAAUGACACACCCCAAAACUCGAGCUCGGGGGUUCCAUCAAUGGAACCUGACGGAACUAUCGAGAGUAAUUGGAAUGAAGUGGUCGAAAACUUCGAUCAAAUGAACUUACGUGAACCACUUCUACGUGGUAUUUAUGGCUAUGGUUUCGAACGACCUUCAGCUAUUCAACAACGUGCGAUCAAACCAUGUAUUUUGGGUCACGAUGUCAUUGCCCAAGCUCAAUCGGGUACAGGCAAAACAGCUACAUUUGCUAUUUCAAUCCUACAACAGCUUGAUAUGGAAUCGAAAGAUUGUCAAGCAUUAAUCUUAGCACCGACUCGGGAACUGGCCCAACAAAUCCAGAAGGUAGUAUUGGCACUUGGUGAUUACAUGGGCGUCACAUGUCAUGCUUGCAUUGGUGGUACCAAUGUACGUGAUGAUAUGAAACGACUCGAAGGUGGUGUUCAAAUCGUUGUCGGUACACCUGGUCGUGUCUAUGAUAUGCUUAAUCGAUCGGCUCUUCGCAGUAAAACUAUCAAAAUGUUCGUAUUAGACGAAGCCGACGAAAUGUUAUCUCGUGGUUUCAAAGAACAGAUCUACGAUGUGUUCACAACUAUGCCACAGAACAUACAGGUCAUUCUGCUCUCAGCUACCAUGCCAAGCGAUGUACUCGAAGUAACAACUAAAUUCAUGAACGAUCCGAUUAAAAUUCUCGUUAAAAAAGAAGAAUUAACACUUGAAGGUAUUCGACAAUUUUACGUUACCGUCGAGCGUGAGGAAUGGAAAUUGGACACGCUUUGUGAUUUAUACGAAACAUUAACAAUUACACAAGCUGUUAUUUUCUGCAAUACACGUCGAAAGGUCGACUGGUUAACAGAAAAAAUGCGUGGACGUGAUUUCACUGUCUCUGCUAUGCAUGGUGAUAUGGAUCAAAAAGAACGUGACGUCAUCAUGAAGGAGUUUCGUACCGGUUCUAGUCGAGUAUUGAUUACAACUGAUUUACUUGCGCGUGGUAUUGAUGUUCAACAAGUCAGUCUUGUUAUUAACUACGAUCUACCAAAUAAUCGAGAGAAUUACAUUCAUCGAAUUGGUCGUGGUGGUCGAUUUGGUCGUAAAGGUGUAGCCAUCAAUUUUGUUACCGAUGAUGAUCGACGAACAUUACGUGACAUUGAACAAUUUUACAACACUCAAGUUCAAGAAAUGCCAAUGAACGUUGCCGAUCUAAUUUAA
Messenger RNA from Adineta ricciae, 1305 nucleotides. The record is from the annotation of a GenBank genome assembly. NCBI's taxonomy places the organism in Eukaryota, Metazoa, Rotifera, Eurotatoria, Adinetida, Adinetidae.